Amoebophrya sp. A25 is the source of this 3494-nucleotide messenger RNA. NCBI's taxonomy places the organism in Eukaryota, Dinophyceae, Syndiniales, Amoebophryaceae. The record is from the annotation of a GenBank genome assembly.
AUGCCUCCAAAAUCCACGACUUCGCCUAAGACAAGCGGUUCUUCCGCAAAAUCGAAGGCGAAAUCGCCAGAAACUAAGGUUAAGGCUCACAACAAUUCAUCUUAAGAAGCAUCUUUGAGCCCUGUCUUAAGGGGAGCGAGCCCUGUCGUAAGGGGAGACCACGUCAAAGAUGCACUCAAAGAUGAAUAUAUGUGAGAUCUAAUAAAGACAACGAAAACGGAUGGGACAAGCAGUUCCACAUACCACGAGAUGUUGUCUGGCUCAACACUGCGGGAAGGGGAGUGUCGCCGGUGAAUGUGAUAAAGGUACUGGUAAAUCCGUUGCAGUUUUUAUGUCGUGCUGUGCACUAGAUUAGCUGCUGAGCCAUAAGAUUAGGAUAGGUACUUUUUGAUAAUCGAAUUCAACACAUCAUCAUCAUCAUCAUCAUCAUCAUCAUCAUCAUCAUCGAAACUACUUACUUAGGCCGCGUCCGACGCCGUCGCACGGAAGCAGAAACCAUGGGAGAUGCAGGAGGAUGAUGAAUUACCUCUGAGAGAACAAUUCGCGCGGCUCCUGCCUAGUGCUGCUGCAGAUGAAAUCGCUAUUGCUAGUGCUGCGUCGACACACUUGAGCGCCAUAGCGUGGAAUCUCAAGGAUACAUGGACAGAUGAUAACAUGUUAAGGCUAGUUUUUCACUAUCCCUUGUAGAGUAGGAAUAUGCUGAGUUGUGGAGUCUGCUGAGUGGAGGCUCAUCCUUUGAGUUUUUAGAGGUGGGUAUAGAAACUAAGGGGGACGUGGGGCAUCUCACUCAACUGCGGAUCAUAGUGAAAACCUAGCGUUAAGCAUGGACCACCAAGAUGAAACAGAGACGGUUACUAGAGAAAUCUUAGUCCUGGAGAACCAGUUCACUAGUCACGUUUAUCCAUGGCAAGAAGCGCUGGUUGAUACGAAUUUGGCAAGGUUUGUCGUUGUUCCACACACCACUGAGCUGAGCACAUCAGUCGAUCUGACCGACACGGUUUUGAAUGUGUAUCGACAGCGUCAAGAUAAAGUCGCAUUGGUCGCUUUGCCGCACUGUCUCUGGUUAAGGCUACCGCUGAAGCCUGUCCUCAACACCAUCAUCCUUGGAUCUUCUUUCUCUACUUGUAAAAAGAGUCAGGGACGAUGCUCUCUUCAGGGAUACAAACGCGGUAGCUCUAAUUUGGAUAGAUGGAGCGUUAUUAGAUCUCGAGAAGAUCGCUGCGGAACUAGACCCCGCAUGCCUUUUAGUGCUGGACCUAACGCAGUCUUUAGGCGUUUUGCCAGUGAGCGAGAAGUUAGUGCGACGUGCAGACGCGAUUGUGGCGACUACGCAUAAGUGGCUCUUGGGUUUGUACGGAAUCAGUUGCAUGUACGUCAAUGGCAAUUGUGCCGUUUCCCGCAUUGUUCCGCGAGGUGCUUCUGGACAGGCCAACCGAUUGAGACCGUUAGACAUUCACGAGCGAAACCGCGUAGGCUGCGAAGGCGGUAAAUGUCUGCCGUUUCUGCUGGAAACUGACGUAAGAAGAGAAUGGGCAUCCGGGACGUCACCUUUUCGGGAUAAGGCUGGUGGAAGUUCAUCUAGUACAGGUCGUGGCAGAAUUUAUUUUACGGCCAAUAAUUAUCGUCAACCCAUCUUCUACAAGAGCAUCUUCUGGCCGUUUCUUCUCUAGUUGAAAACAGCUCAAAUUAGAUGCUCGGAAAGAUGGGGGACCGGUUUUUCUAAUGGCGGGAAUUUGGCGUCAUCUUCAACGAGUCCAAGAGGAGUUGGAAAGAGUCCUAUGAGUCAUGCAAAGCGAGCCCCUCAAAUCGAUGAUGAAGACGAGGAGGAACUAGCAGCAAUGUCACCUGCAAAAUUUAGAGCGAUGAGUAUUCUUUAUUCGAUGAGUGCGAGUUAUUUGAUGUCGUUCACUAAGUGGUUCACUACUUCAAAAUGAAAAACGUCCGGUGAAGAUCGCUUCUUCACUUUUCUCACUACAAUCUAUCUGUCUUCUUCAUUUUUCUCACUACAAUCUGUCCUCUACAGGCGUGAAGCUCCAGCCUAAGAUGACUGGUAAAUCGCUUGCAGACGAGGCGCGUAUGUCUCUGCUGGCAGUAGGGUCAGGUCCUAGCGCGACAGGAUCAUCACCAAGUCGAAAACGAGCUAAGAAAGAAGAGGGGGUUCCCCAAGCUUUGCCUCAAUUGAAAUUAUGGCCCUCGUCAUUUUUUCACAGAUCACCUCUGUUCUUCGUUUCCAUCCUCACUGGGAUGGAUUCUUUGAGGAUGAACCAAUCUCAACGAUGUUUAGGAAAGAAGCUUUUUCUUGCAUUUUGCGAGCUGCUCUAAUCGUAGUAACUGCUGCACAUUCCAGCUACGGGAGUUCUAGUGCUUAUGCCGCGUUAACCGAGGACGAAGCGGACCACGACUUCAAUGUACGAAAAAUGAGAGUUUUGGCGCCUAAAGUCUACAGUGGGCCAUUGUAUGAGCCCGCGUUUCGCGGAGGCAGUGGCGUAAGGCUUGACAUGGGCGGACGACCUGGCAACCCAGUGCUUUUGCCUGCACUCUUAGCUUCUUUGAAGUUGAUAACUGAGGUUUGGCGCGUACCUGACAUCAAGAAGCGCUGUGCGGCACUGAUGGGUCAGUUAGUGGAGGAGUUGGAGGACCUAAAUCAUGAGCUAAAGAAGAAGUCUAUAGAGCAGACAGGAGCGGGUGUGAGCACGCUUGCGACGCACUAUCUCCAAAUCGUCUACCCAAAGACUCAUGCGCCACAUUUGUUAUGAACAACAGGAUAAAAAACAGUUGGAGGUUGUUGAUUCAAAUGAACUUGAGUUUUAAGAUUGUUGUAAGGGUGGACCUACCUAGAAAUUCAGUCCAUGACAUGAGCAUUUGUCUCUACUAGGCUUUUUCGUCUUCUAAUGCAUAUCGGUUUGAAGUUUGCGGCGUUUGCUACGAAGACCGACCGGCAAGAUUUUGGUGUCGCUUUAUCAGCGGAGAAAGCCUACGAGCGUCUGUGCAAUAGCCACAUCUACACUUAAGGCAAAGGCUUGGUGACGUUUGCGCAAAGCAUCUCACUUGUGCUCACAAGAAAAAGCACUGGGGCUACUCACCUAGACGGUCAGAAAAAAAAGCCUCCGGGGUACUUAGAUAUACAACUAUCGACCACGGAGUACUACAUCAUCCUCUUCUAGAUUCAUUCUAUAUUUUCAACUAUGACGGAGUACUACAUCAUCCUCUUCUAGAUUCAUUCUAAUGAAAAAGUUGGCGUGCAGGCUGCAUUCGCGUUUCGGUAUAUGCGUAUAAUACCCCUGCCGACGUAACCAAGCUUGUCAGGUGCCUCAAAGUCUAUCUUUUCGAUGCAUUGAUGCUCAGGUAGGAGAUUAUAGCCGUUUAUGACAAGAAAACACUUCCUUUAUAUUGGGUGUUGUACAUGAUACGGAGGACGAACACGCGCUUCGAUUCUCCUGCACUAGUAGUGCGAAAGUAUUCACCUAUCAAUCUCUAUAUUAUCUAUAAGCAUC